AUGGCUGAGAGGAAUUUGGAUGAGGUUUCGUUGAUGUUCCUUGGCGAUCGGGAUGCCGAGCUGGAAAUGGAGGUGCUGGGGCUCGAUAAGACGCCCAGCGCAGGCGUCGACGACGACGUCGCCGUGCUUGAAGCAGGCAGGUUAGCUCAAAAGCGGGCGAGGCUCUUAUUCAAUGGCGAUAAAUAA
This is a messenger RNA of Fusarium odoratissimum NRRL 54006, 186 nucleotides long. RefSeq lists its product as uncharacterized. The transcript has a single exon. The coding region runs from base 1 to 186 and encodes 61 amino acids. The record is from RefSeq and is a predicted model, not a curated record. NCBI's taxonomy places the organism in Eukaryota, Fungi, Ascomycota, Sordariomycetes, Hypocreales, Nectriaceae.